CUAUUUUCUGCUGUUAUCGACUGAAUAUCCUCUAGAUAACUUGGAUAACUUAUAUAACUUCUUGUAUAGCAUCUGGCAGGUGGGGCCGUUAUCAGUGCGGGGUUCAUUCAUCCUCCGCAUCGCAACCUCAUCUCUCUGUCCAUCUCUAUCCAAUGGCAAUGACGACUCUUAAUUUAUAUCUCAACAUCUAGUCAUUGCUAGCUGGUAACCAUCGCCGACUAUGACCCGGGCAGGGAGCUCGUGUCUCAACUGCCGCGCCAGAAAGGUUCGCUGCGAUCGGAUCUCGCCCCGGUGCUCCCAAUGCAGACAGAGAUCGCUGGAUUGUGUGGUCCCCGAGGCUCCUCCGCGCCUGCUCUGGCUCCCGUCCAGGACAGUGGAGGAUUUCGACUUGGAGCUGGACCAGUCUGAGGUUGAUAUGCAUGUGCGGCGGCAGCCUCUAUUCAAAAAAGGACAGCAAGCCCAGAAUGCCGCGGACUUGCUCUCCCUUAUUUCUAGUGCAUCAGUCAAUGCGGUCCUGGAACAGCUGGACUACCAGGCAGACGAGCUUCAGAAUGGCACAACUUCCAAUGGACCGUUCCAUGCUUUUCGCUCCGAACCUGCGGCAGAUCCAUGUCCUUCGUCAAUACCACCAGCAGAACUCCCUGAUCUUGAAUUAUGGCGCAUGCUCUCGAAUAAUCUCGGCGAUGCGCUGGAUGCGGAUGACUUCAUUACAGACCAUUGGUUGCCGAAUCUCUGUAUACCAGAGGGUAUACCUGACGAUAUACCAGAGGAUAUACCAGACGAGAUUGCACAAGAGCCAGAUACCCCCCAGGAAGCACGGUCAUACACAGACAAUGAACUUACAAUAACCCCCCCGGUAUCACCCCCGGCUGAUUUAGAAGGCUUUACAAUGUCCACCGCGAAACUGCUACUCGACCACUACCAGAAUAUAACAACAACGAUCUAUACCCCUGCAUCCGCCGACGUCAAGACCCCGUGGGAGAUCCUCUACAUUCCAAAUGUCCUUAGUACGCUUGGCGAAGUCGCUCUCACGGGGAACAGCAGUGACGCUAAAGUGUCACUCUUAUUUGCCGUACUGGCAAUUAGCGCCUUCAGUCUGGACAUCCUCUCCUCGCCAGAGGCAGUCUCUGAAGACUGGCGCGCGCUGGGGAAUAUGUACCGGCAGAAAGCUACAAGGCGACUCCAGAUGACGCUGCGGAAUCUGUCGACGGGACUUCCGAAGAAGGAGAAGUAUAAGAAUAUUCUCAUGCCGCUGCUGAGUAUGGUGACGAUAUGUACCGUCAGCGGAGACAUGGACAACGCAGCGCACUACCUAGGCGACAUCGAACAAAUCAUAAAGCUAUACGGACUCCCUAAACUCCAGAAAUCACGCAAAGUCAAAAUGCUCCACAGUAUCUAUGUCUACCUACGCGUCUUAACAGAAAGCACCUACAUCAGCCAAAUCCAGAGUACGUCGGGUAUAGACCGCGAGAGCUCCCGAGUAGAAACAGACACCGGCAGCCCUACCGGCCCUGACUCCAGCAAGCUCAGCACCUGGGAUAUCCUACUCGGCGAGAUGGUAUGCACAUUCGACACGUUGAACCUCGACUUCAUGCAAUGCCUUGCACCCCCAAAAUCCACCUUUGAACAGAUAUACUCAAUCCCAGACUCUCUGUUCAAGCUCAUCCUCGAAACAACACAGCUCGCCAGCACAGUCGAGGAGGAGAAACUUCGCCAUCGCCAUAAACACGCCGACCACGACAGCCUUGCCGAACGUGUAAAAGAACACGAAAACCGAGUCUGCGAAUGGGAGAACUACUACAACGAAACCACAUACCCGGGCGAUCCCAUCGGCACUCCACCCCUGAAAGAACGCUUCCCAUUCCAUCUAACACAGGCCAUUUACGCCGCGCUGGUAAUCUACUUCUACCGCUCCGUCCGGGACGUCAACGUCAUAGCCCUGCAGCCAUACGUGCAGCAGACGAUCUACCACCUCCGGGAAUAUGACAAGCAUAAGGAACGACAUAAAGACCGGUCCUCUGAUAUAUGCUGGCCCGCGUUCAUUGCAGGCUGUGAGGCAACAACGAGCCAGGCGAGACAGGAUAUUGCAGAGUGGCUGGAGAAGUCAACGCGGUCGAAUGGCAUACUGAUGUUCCGGGUGGCGCUGAAGGCGAUAAGGAGGGUUUGGGCGGCGAGGGCGGUUCCUGGGAAGCAGAAUUUGUCGUGGAGUAGUGUUUUGGGGGAGAGUGAUAUGCGGGUUUUGGUUCUUAGCUGAACUGCUGGAAGGGCUGUUUUCCUUGUAUUGAGGUUCAGAUAGAAUUAUAAAUUAUCAUGGAGAUAUCAGUUAGACACCAAAUAUGGGAGUGGGAGUACAUGGGAGGCAGGUAUAAUCGCUUCCGCUCUGCACCUGCCCCCCUUCAUCAUAUCCUUUAGGGAAGGGACGACCAUGGUCCAUUCUUGACCACAGUAGCUAGUAUAAUGUUGGAAAUACCUGGAUGGUCACCAGCCUUUCCUGACUCUUUGGUCUAGCGGUAUAGCGUCUCAUCUAAUAAUAACAAUGCCUCAGUGGCCAUGGC
Messenger RNA from Aspergillus versicolor CBS 583.65, 2555 nucleotides. RefSeq names its product Zn(II)2Cys6 transcription factor. Gene Ontology annotation, cellular component: nucleus. The coding region runs from base 221 to 2254 and encodes 677 amino acids. The record is from RefSeq and is a predicted model, not a curated record. NCBI's taxonomy places the organism in Eukaryota, Fungi, Ascomycota, Eurotiomycetes, Eurotiales, Aspergillaceae. Gene Ontology annotation, biological process: positive regulation of transcription by RNA polymerase II. Gene Ontology annotation, molecular function: transcription cis-regulatory region binding; zinc ion binding; DNA-binding transcription factor activity, RNA polymerase II-specific. The transcript is spliced from 3 exons.